CCUGGGUCUGUACCAGUGGAGCGAGGCGGUGAUCCGGAGGGUGGUCCGGCUGUGGGACAUCAGAGGAGGAGAGAUAGUCCGACACCAGGUCCACGUGCUGGUGACCCCCCGCGUCGUGGAGGAGGCCCGGAGACACUUUAACUGUCCCAUCCUGGAGGGCAUGGAGCUGGAGAACCAGGGGGGAACCGGGACGGAGCUGAACCACUGGGAGAAGAGACUGCUGGAGGUCUGACACUCUUACAUUAG
Molecule: messenger RNA, 246 nt
Organism: Notothenia coriiceps (black rockcod)
Lineage: Eukaryota; Metazoa; Chordata; Actinopteri; Perciformes; Nototheniidae
Product: leishmanolysin-like peptidase
Exons: 2
Biological process (GO): proteolysis; cell adhesion
Cellular component (GO): membrane; cytoplasm
Molecular function (GO): metalloendopeptidase activity
Source: RefSeq, a predicted model, not a curated record